This is a messenger RNA of Hyposmocoma kahamanoa, 3342 nucleotides long. RefSeq names its product WASH complex subunit 3-like. Lineage: Eukaryota; Metazoa; Arthropoda; Insecta; Lepidoptera; Cosmopterigidae. The transcript is spliced from 3 exons. The record is from RefSeq and is a predicted model, not a curated record. The coding region runs from base 44 to 1552 and encodes 502 amino acids.
CCUCGUAAAGGCUCAACUUAGAUGAACUGAACUAGGUGCAACAAUGGCUCAAAUUGUAUCCUUUACGAUAUUCCUUGCUCUAAUUAGCGCCGCGACCAGUAUGAGCAUUUAUGCGGUCAAUGGUGAAACUUCAUCAAGGAUUACCAUGCGUCGAGCAUCUGAUUAUGACGAUGCUAAUAAAGGACCACUUUCGUCGUAUAAAAUAAGACGUCAAACAUAUGACCCUCCACCAAAUAACUUCAGACGUCAAGCAUCUGGUUUUGGUAAUGAACCUCCACCAAAUAACCUCGCACGUCAAGUACCUGGUUUAGAUAAUGAACCUCCACUAAAUAAUCUCGGACGUCAAGCAUUUGGUUUAAACAAUGAACCUCCACCAAAUAACCUCGGACGUCAAGCAUCUGGUUUUGAUAAAGAACCUGCACCAAAUAACCCCGGGCGUCAAGUAUCUGGCUUUGAUAAUGAACCUCCACCAAAUAACCUCGGACGUCACGCAUCUGGUUUUGAUAAUGAACCUCCACCAAAUAACCUCAGACGUCAAGCAUCUGGUUUUGAUAAUGAACCUUCACCAAAUAACCCCGGGCGUCAAGUAUCUGGCUUUGAUAAUGAACCUUCAUCAAACAACCUUAGACGUCAAGCAUCUGGUUUUGAUAAUAAACCUCCACCAAAUAACCUCGGAUGUCAAGCAUCUGGUUUUGAUAAUGAACCUCCACCAAAUAAUCCCGGACGUCAAGCUUGUGGUUUUGAUAAUGAACUUCCACCAAAUAACCUUGGACGUCAAGCAUCUGGCUUUGAUAACGAAUCUCCACCAAAUAACCUCGGACGUCAAGCAUCUAGUUUUAAUAAUGAACCUCCACCAAAUAACCUCGGACGUCAAGCAUCUGACAAUGAUAAAAUGACUGCACAAAACAAACAACCUUUCACGCUACCGAAUAAUACCAAACAUCGUGCAUAUGAUGAUAAUAAAUUACCUACACCACUUCCGAAUAAUAUAAAUCAUCAAGCACGUGACGAUGACAAUGGUGAAGUACCACUAGCACCGAAUAAUAUUAAACAUCAAGCACUUGAUGAUGAUGAUAAAUUACCUCCACCGGUACUGAAUAAUACUAAAUAUCAAGCAUAUGAUAGUGACGAUGAUUAUGAAUUACCUCCACCAUUUCCGAAUAAUAUCAAAUAUCAAGCAUAUCAUGAUUAUGAUGAUGAUGACGUACCUUGGCCGCCACAGAAUAAUAUCAAACAGCAAGCAUCUGAUGAUGAUGAAGUGCCUCCACCACCACCACUGAAUAAUAUUAAACAUCAAGUAUCUGAUGAUGAUGAUGAUGAUGAUUAUGAUGAUGAAGUGCCUCCACCACCACCACUGAAUAAUAUUAAACAUCAAGUAUCUGAUGACGAUGAUGAUGAUGAUGAAGUGCCUCCACCACCACCACUGAAUAAUAUCAAACAUCAUGUAUCUGAUGACGAUGCUGAUGAAGUGCCUCCACCACCACCACUGAAUAAAAUCAAACAUCAAGCAUUUGAUGAUGAUGAUCAUGAAUUACCUUAUAUGAAGUUUUAAAAUCAACUCUAACUCUACGUUAAGAACGAAUGGAUAAAGUUCAAUGAAUCAAGUUUCAUGUGUUUUGGCUGUACAUGUCGCCGCAAAGGAUUAAUGACAAAGUAUCUCCAUAGAUUAACAUCAAACUUCGAACAUCUGAUGAUAAUGAAGUACAUAUCUCCACCAAAUAACAUCACGUAUACAAACAGCCACAGCGCCGUCAUAACUUUGUAAAGAAACAGUAUGGCUACUCGUAACAUGCCUACUUUUAGUAUUGCCUGUUACCAAAAUCAAUAGGUAAGUCGGCGUAAGGUGUCGUCUUAAUUGAAUGCGAUUACAAGUUCGCGCGAACCUGCGAUCAUAGGUGUCCUAAUUGUGACUAUAAUGUUUGAAUAUAUUCACGCGAACUUAGCUCGUACGAACGCAUAAUCAAAUAUGUUGAUGUCCUAAUUGAUAAUUGCGUUGCGUUAUUGCAAGCUGGCUCAUGAUCAUGAUAAUGAUCACGAGAACACGGACUCGCGCGAUUAUUUAUUAGGACGCGUAUUCGCGUUCAAUAAGGACGACGACGCCUUAAAUGUCCGAAACUAUAGAUCACUAAGCUACUUUCUCAAAUAUGAUUGUUUAUUUUAAUAUCAUCUAUCGAUUUACUUAUUUAUAUGUGACCGCCUUUACACCAUUCAAUGUACCUACACUUAAAACACGUGUUUAGAAAGAACGCGAUGCUGACAGUGCAGUUGUAUCUAAUGAACCAGCACCUAACGAUAUCUAUUACUUGCCAGCAGCACGUUUGAGGAUUAAAUUGGGGGGUGUCUUUUUAUAAUUUCGUAUAGAACGUGGUGCUUUGUAUAUUCUCAACAUCCACGAAUACGUGAAAUUUGAAUAUAUUUUUAAUUAUUCGCACGAAGCGCUAUCUGUUUUUUCGUUCCUAGAGGAGUCACUAUACUUAUUCAAGCUGUGAUGGCGUGAGUCAGUCUGAAAAUGCUUUAUGUCUCGUAGUAUGAACGGUAAAGAUGUUGGACUUUGGACCGUUCUUAUCGUAAGCGGCAUAGAGUUGGAUUUAAAUCUCAAGUGUCAAGCUUGACGUGUUCUUGACUGUACUAAGUUAAUUCAGGGUGAAAUUAAAUUUAGUCAACGAAUUUUUGAGGAUGUAAUUUUUUUUAAAUCGAUGUUCCAUAAACCAAAAUAAGCAGACGGUAUAAGGAGGUCUCAAAUAUCUUUCUUUCCUGACUUUUUUUCAAAUAUUAGUUCGCUCUUGGCUACAGACUAUUGAAUCAUCAAGAUGAGGUCGAAGUCGGAGCGCAGGUAAGCUUACCUCGGGUUACCAUUUAAAAAAAUAAUUUAUUAACUAAACUAACGGACCAAUGUUCUUCUGUGCUUAGAACAUAGUGUAAUGUGCAAUCCUGCCUAUGACUAUACUAUAAAUGAAGCAACCGAGGAUAGUUGCUCGCCAACGCCGCCUGCGCCCGCAGCCGUUCAGAGUGAUCGGGCUGCCAGGGCUUUAGCGCGCAGUUUUCGUCUAAUCACCGCCGUUGAAUCCCAUGAUUAAGGACCACGAACUGGUUUGAACACGUCGAGCAAAAAUUCGACUUAACUGUGAGUUCUCCGUUAGUUUCGUUAAUAUUUAGUUAGUAUGUCUGAGUCUCACGGUGGUUUUCUAUUUAAAAAAAAACAUUAAUUUUUCUUGAUUUCUAAAAAUACACUUCUAAACCUGUUUUGACAAUUAAUCUCAAAUAUAUUGUGUGAAGUUUUUUUUAAAUUCACCUGUAUAUUGUAGUCAUAUUUGUAAUCUAAUGUCAUUGGAAUAAUAAAAU